AUGGCCACUCCUAGGCUUCCUUUCUUAUAUCCAAACUGGAUACGUGCCGUUCGUUCAUGCCAGCCAACCACAUACCGCUCUUUUCGACCCCUCGCCCCGCGCCAGAGAUUCCAUACUAGCUGCCGCCGCAACCAGCAGUCCUACCAUCGCCGCUAUGGACCGGCCGUUGAACCAAGUAUCCCUCCUCCGACACGACCCGGAGAAGCACCAGUAGAGCAGGUUGGGGAGGAUGUACCUGUUAUCCCUGAUGUGACAGACCAACCCGAAGAGGGGGCUUCGGCUUCACCGCCAGAGCAGGCGGAGUCGCAAGCGCAGGCGCAAGAGCCACAGCCACAGCCAGAUGUUCAAGAAGACACUGUCGCGGAUGAUGCUGCUGCCUCCCUUUCAGAACAAGCCGCCGCUGAAUCUACGAAGACUAGUCAUGCCACAUUGGAGCCGGAAUUGCCAGAGGAGGAGACUGAUCGUGCAGAGGCCUCCGCUGCAUCUUCCAUGUCAUCGGCAAAGGACGUCGGAGAGGAGAUGUCACAAAUACCUCCAUACAUGAACCAGAGCGCCUUUGAAGAAGUUUUUCACAUGCCAUCUCCUUCGAAUUACCUCGCCCCAACGGGGCCCUUUGAGUCGGAAAGCAAAGCGCCACAUCUGUCUCCUGCCCCGUAUGUGCACCAUUUCGACACUUACUCGCUGGUUCUCGAUCUUUCAAAGGGUGGAUACACCAACGAGCAGUCCAUUACGAUUAUGAAAGCUGUACGAACUAUUCUGCAGGGUAACCUCGACUACGCCAAGCGAAGCCUGACUUCCAAGUCGGAUGUCGAAAACGAGUCAUACCUGUUCCAGGCUGCUUGCUCAGAGCUCCAGCAGUCAUUGCAAAGUGCACGUAACUCUGAGGUGCAGAGGCAGCGUGCUUCACGGACGCAGUUGGAGCAUGAAACAGACAUCUUGUCUCAACGUCUCAACCAAGAGCUUGCUGGAAUGAAGGAUGAAAUCAAGGGCAUGUUCAACGACCAUAAGAUGUCCACGCGAGAGCAACAGCGAACAAUCGACACUUCAGUUCAGGAAUUGAACUACAAGAUCACAGUGUCACUCAACAGUGACGGCAAGAGCGAGAUUGAGAGCCUGCGGUGGAUCUUGACCAGACGGGCUGCUUUGACCCUCGCCACUUGUGCUCUCAUGAUAAUACUCUUCCUCAAAUACUCCUCCACCCGCAAGGUCCCUGACCCUCCCAAGGUCGAGACGGUCGAGAAGCCUGUCGACAAACAAGUCACCAAGGAGACUCACGUCGUCCACGACAUCGGAAGCCAGACGGAGAUCUCACCUGCAGCCCACCUCGGUGAAUCCCUCGGCUGA
This is a messenger RNA of Penicillium atrosanguineum, 1344 nucleotides long. Its product is annotated as CCDC90 family protein. The transcript has 2 exons. NCBI's taxonomy places the organism in Eukaryota, Fungi, Ascomycota, Eurotiomycetes, Eurotiales, Aspergillaceae. Gene Ontology annotation, cellular component: mitochondrion. Bases 1 to 1344 code for a protein of 447 amino acids. The record is from RefSeq and is a predicted model, not a curated record.